Molecule: messenger RNA, 5516 nt
Organism: Engraulis encrasicolus (European anchovy)
Lineage: Eukaryota; Metazoa; Chordata; Actinopteri; Clupeiformes; Engraulidae
Gene: dtx3
Product: deltex E3 ubiquitin ligase 3
Exons: 6
Coding region: 827-2164 (445 amino acids)
Biological process (GO): Notch signaling pathway; protein ubiquitination
Cellular component (GO): nucleoplasm
Molecular function (GO): ubiquitin protein ligase activity
Source: RefSeq, a predicted model, not a curated record
GUCGGAUGUUUUCAUGGAAUGGAAGGCUUUCCCUGGCUGUUGUAGUUUCUCCCCACACAAUCAGAUCCCGUCUGAUUCUGUCGCUACAAUAGGUGAGAGUAUUUUCUUCUGUAACUAUGUUACUGACAGGCCUGGUUGUGAUUCUAUUGUCCCAAGUUAACAUCAGUCACAUCAGCUAGGUCGAGCUGUCAACGAGAUUAAAGACCAUUUACAUGUUCACGCGUAUUUACAUGAUGUCACCCUCUUUUCUCUAAACAGGACGAUAUAACUUCAAAAUAAGUGGAAUAUAUGGGAUCACAAGGUAAUAUUUGAAUGUUUGACGAAGUAAUUCAGAAAUGAGCGCCACAAAGGUCUGAUUCAUCAAUGAUGUGUGUGGGAUAGCGACGGGCGGCGAGGAGAGGAGAGCUUCCUUUGUUUGUACACUGAGAGCAAGAACAGCUGAUCGCUGUGCUGCAAUUCCGCGACCGCCUGUUGGCUUUGCCUUUUUCCUGCAGCUAUAACAAAAUGCGACAGCAUGUCUUAUGGUCAUGCAAUGACAACAAAUGCGAUUCACCUGAUUUUGCCUACCAGUUUCACACUCACAUGCCAGAAUGACAUCGACUGACACGUGAGAGGAUUAUUAAAUAUACCCCCCCCCCCUCCUCUGUGUACUUGUGGCUUUGUUCACGCUUUUACUCAGCUGACAUUGUGGAAUGAUGACGGAAGUGCAACAGUAGCCUGUAGGUGUACACGCUGCGUUUAAUCACCCAGUUUCGCUUGCUGUACUUUUUGACAGCGUAGAAAGGGGAGUGGAACGUUUUCGUUGGGUUGUUUGUCAUCGGAGGAGAUGAGUGUGCGAGCGGGCCAGGGCAGUGACGAGGUCCUGGUGUCGCAGGCGGUGUGGGACUACCUGGCGGCCGCCGGCCGGCGAUGGCUGCUGGACUUCGAGGAGAAGCAGGGCCUGAGCGUGGCCAUGGUGCGGAGAGGGGAGCGCGGGGGCUGUUGUGCUGUCAGACUGCAGCCCUUAGCGGAGGGCAGUAGUGGCAGCAGCAACAGCAGCCACCGGGGAAGAGCUGCCAGGGGAGUGGAGCAGGGAGCCGUCAUCUCACCAGCCACACGCAAGGCCUUCAUUGACCUGUGCCGCAGCGCCCGCAAGGAGAUGACCAAGGCGGAGGGUGCCCAGAAGCGCAAGCGCUCUCUGCUGCCGUGUGUGGGAGGGCUGGAGCUGGAGCCUGGGGAGGGUACCCUGCUCUCCUCUCCCCCUCCUCCCCCUACACCUCCCCCGCCUGGGCCGCCCCUGUCCCGACGCUCCCAGAGGCAGCAACAGCAACGCUCCAGGAGGAGUGGGGACGUGGUGGCCUGUUUAGGGUGCCUGGGACCUCACGAAGCCCCAACACCAGCACCAACCGUACCAACACCACACCCUCAUCACCCUCACCCGCACCCCCACCCCAGGACAGAAGUCCAGGUCCGGGCCGAGCUAGUAGCCAGCCGCAUGGUUGGUGCUCCAACAGCUGCGUUGGGCAUUGGUGGGAGCAAGGAAGAGAUGUCCACCACAGCCACCAUCAACUCCAUCACCACCUCGAGCUCCACCACACCCAGCAUCUGCAGCGGCAUCAGCAGCAGCAGCUGCCCCAUCUGCAUGGGAGAGAUGGUGGAUAGGACCACGCUAGAGAGGUGUGGCCACACAUUCUGCCGUGUGUGCCUGGAGCAGGCGUUCCUGGUGAAGCGUGCCUGCCCCGUGUGCCGCCUGGUAUACGGGCAGCUGAUCGGCAACCAGCCCGCCAACGGCACCAUGAUGGUGGAGAGAGACCCGGACGCGGAGUUACCAGGACACGAGGGAUACGGCUGCAUAUGCAUCGUGUACAGCUUCCCCCCUGGACUGCAGGCGGAGGAGCACCCCAACCCAGGAGUGCGGUACCCGGGUACGGAUCGUGUGGCCUACCUGCCCGACAGCCCCGAGGGGAACCGCGUGCUGGGCCUGCUGCGCCGCGCCUUCGAGCAACGCCUCAUCUUCACUGUGGGAACCUCCAUGACCACAGGCAUGCACAACGUCAUCACGUGGAACGACAUCCACCACAAGACCUCCAUAUGGGGCGGCCCGCGCUGCUUUGGCUACCCUGACCCCACAUACCUGGUUCGAGUGACCGAGGAGCUGAGAGAGAAGGGGAUCACAGCUGACUGACAGGUCUACAUUUUUGGAGUACAAGCAAACAAAUAAUGAAACGUUCUGAGGAGUCAGGGGUGUUUGUGGGGCCGCUAGUUCUUGUUCUGUUCCAGGUCGACCACAAUGAGCCCCCAACUGUGGCGGGGUUUAGUCCAGCACGGGACACGGCCUGCUUUUGAUCCUCAGAAGAUAUUAAAGUAUGCACAUCCCACCUCGCUGAGCCCAGGUGCAGGACAAAGGCAUAUCUGACAAUAGAAAAGGUAGAAGUCCGCACACUGCAGCUCCGCAUUCAAGGUUUAUUCAAGACAUACGUUUUGACCUAGCAGGGUCUUCAUCAGACAUGUGCAGUGUGCAGACUUCUACUGUUUCUACUGCUUGUGAUCUUCUGUUUCUGUUUCUGUCUCAUGGCCUGGUCAGAUGUCAUGAUGCCACUCAUGGUCUGAUGUCACCAUGGCUUCAAUGCAAACCACACAUUUCUCCAGCGCCAUGAAGGUGAAAGAUUGGGGACGGGAUGAGAAGCUCACGCCUCUAGUCCACAUAUUGACAUGGGGUUUCCAUCAACAGCCAUCUAUGGCACCAGUUCCAUAAUAACAAGGUGCUGUUUUAUAUCUCCAGUCUCGCAAUUAAGAAACUGUGUAAAUGUGAGGCCCUAGGAUCUGGCAGCAUCACAUGAUCACCGACAAUCGUGAAGAAGGACAAAAAAGUCUUGAAAAAGAAAAAAGAAAGUUGUCUGACCCUGCCACUAGACAAAUGUUUGGUCCCUCUGACUUGUGUUCUUACCAGCUAUUUGAGUGAUGUCAUAACAAGUCUACAUGCAAUCUGGUGGUAUGUCACUUCCAAAAUUGACUAUAUUGCAGACUGCUUUGAACAGUUUGAAUCCAUGUUGUUUUCAGAAGCUGCUUUCAGACGUUGCACCCUGAAUUUUUGUGAUGUUUUCCUGGAUUUCCUAACUGUUCCCCAAUUCUCUCUCUGGUGUUCCUCCUACCACUAUAGCUGAUGUGGAGUUCUAGUGAAGUUCUAUUCAUAAGAUUAUAAAUAUAGCAAGUUUAUCCCAUAUCAUAACCACAUAAAAACUACUCAAAGAACCUAUAAAACCCCAAAGAUAGUUAGCACACAAGGCUGAUUGAUGACACAUCUGAGUGUUUCUGACUAUUAGGGCAGCAGAUGGCUAAAUUGGAAUGGAGGUGACUGGGGUUCCCAGUAUUCUGCCUAGAAAGCUAAGCCUGCACAUCCCUCAUCCCAGGAGGCAAUGGCAAUAUUAUGGUCGUUUUUUAGACUGAUAAGAAGGGGUCUGUUAUUGAAAGGGUCCCUUUCUGCCUUCCAAGUAUGAAUGAUCAGCCCUGAUUUUAUUUUGUUUUGCCGAAAUUCAGAGUACAGGUCUGAAAGCAGCUUAAAGAUUGUGAAGAUUUUGUUUUGCACUUUUACGCUAAUGCAAAGGUCUCUGCGCCAUCAGAGGUGCAUGUUAAGGACCUUCUUACUUUAAACAUACAAAAGUAGUUGGUUUACUACCCUCCCUGUCUGGAGAUUCAGUGAUGUUAUCUCCUAAUUUUGAGACUGAGGCUGGUGGUAUACUUCCACACAUACACAACAACGUGUGCCUGUGUUAAUGUUGGCAAAGAGUUCAUGCUGCCAAGAGGCCGGCAGAACCAUGAUGGACGGUGUGCGAAUGUCUAUAGAAAACCUACAAGAUUUUUAUUCUAAUUUUGCUUGGCCAAUGUGCAUGCAUUGAUCCAAUGAUCCAGUGUGUCCAGUUGCACAGGAGCCAGGCAGUCUGUAUAUGAUGAGGAGAUGGCACACCUCUCUCCCCGUUGUUUUGACCACAUACUUCUGCUUUGCAGUGUGUGUGUGUGUGUGUGUGUGUGUGUGUGUGUGUGUGUGUGUGUGUGUGUGUGUUUGAAGUACACCACCCAGCCACUUGAUGCCAUAUUGACAAGGCAGCAGGCAGUUAGAAGGAAAGAAACCACCCAGUUCAAGUAGAACUGCAAUCAGCACUAUCAGGCACUUUGCUCAUUUAAAAAAAUCACAGAAACAGAAAAGGUCACUAGGUCUUAGACCUGUAAUAGAGAUGACUCGAUUUAGUUUUUUUGUUGUUUUGUUAUUUUCCCCUCAGUUUAUGUUCCAAGAGUGAGGCCGGAGGAUGUUUAUCAGUCACAUAUCUCCUUCCACAUUCUCCUGAGUCAGUAGAGCUCCUGAAAGGCUGUUCUUCCUCCAAAGCCUUCACUCUGUCCUUCAGGGGGGUAUCAGUGGGGGUAUCAAGAGUCCAUCUGGAGCUCUGGUAGCUCACGAUGAAGUUUAGUUUCUUUCUUCCUGCUCAAAAGCUCUUUCCAUUUGAUGCACUUCUUGUUUCCAGAUGUGUUUUGUGUUUAUGUUUAUGUUUUCUAAGACGUUGAACGUUUACAUCAGAGGAUAUUGUAUAUGUUAUAUUGUAUGUUUGUUUUUCUCCCAUCAGAUUUAUAAUAUGAUGUCAAAGUUUAAAGGGCAUGUACACCACUUUACCAAAUCAGAUGCACAAAAUGCUGAAAUGCUUGUAUGCGUUGCCCUUAAAUGUUAGGUCUGGCAACGUACAUGCUCAGUAUAAAGAGUGAGAAUAGUUACUCAUGUUAUCUUGAAUUGCUUGAACCUUUCUUUUUGUGUUAUGUCAGACAAUGAUAAUCAGGAAACAUAUUUAACUUGCUGGUUCACAGUUGAUGAUUAGAAUUGUGCCUUCAAAAGAAAGAGCAAAGUUCAGCGCAUCAGCAUCUCAACAAAGUUUAUCAAAGAGCUGUUCCUGACUGAAAGUGUUGACUACUGUGGCGUUUGUAAUCUGGUUGAGCAUAUCUCACUAGUAAAAUGAUAGUGUGCAAAUAUUUAGUCCAUUAUUUAGCUGCAUUCAGAUCUGGAUGUGAGAUCGUAAUCACUGGAAGCAGCCUUAGAAAUGUAUUCUUCAUUUGUUCUAUCAUGAAAGUGUGAAAAAAUAGUUUUGUUCAGGCAGAGUUAAUGCCCAGACUCAACAACUCUGACUUUCCCCAGCUAUACUUAUUCAUUUGGUUUUAGUGUCAUCAUUAGGUAUUUGGUGACCACCCCUGGACACUCAAUAACAUCUGCAGCUUUGUGUAAUCAUUUCCUGUUUUUCUGUUAUGGGACCAACACCAAUAUUGUUUAGGGAGCGGCAGAGUGUUUACACAAACUACCUUGCAGAAUUUUCUAUGCAGUCUGUGUGUGUGUGUGGAAUAAAUUGAAAUAUAUAUAGCCUAUAUAUAUUGAUUGACCGAAUGGUACUAAUUUGCUUUUCUAGUUGUGUUUAUUUGUAUUCAUGAAAGUGUCUGUUCAACUUUUGAGAUAUGUGCUUUACAUUUUCAUACUUGAAUAAAAGAAAGUUAUGUUCCCUUCA